AUGGCAACUUCUAUUGAUCCUUUGGUGCUUGGAAGAGUAAUCGGAGAUGUGGUGGAUAUGUUCAUCCCCACCGCCACCAUGUCUGUCUACUUUGGCCCCAAACACAUAACUAACGGUUGCCCGAUCAAACCCUCCACUGCAGUCAACCCUCCCAGAGUCAACAUUUCCGGCAACUCCAAUGAGCUUUACACUCUCGUGAUGACUGACCCGGACGCACCUAGCCCGAGCGAGCCGAACAUGAGGGAAUGGGUCCACUGGAUUGUCGUGGAUAUCCCCGGAGGCACCAACCCCUCACAAGGGAAGGAGAUAGUGCCAUAUAUGGAUCCGAGACCACCGAUGGGGAUUCACCGUUACAUAUUUGUACUUUUCCGGCAGAACUCACCGGUAGGUAUGAUGGUGCAGCCGCCUACUUCGCGAGCCAACUUCAGCACCCGAAUGUUCGCUGGAUAUCUCCAUCUUGGUUUACCUGUGGCGACAGUUUACUUCAACGCCCAAAAAGAGCCAGCUUCCCGCAGACACUGA
Molecule: messenger RNA, 522 nt
Organism: Eruca vesicaria subsp. sativa (arugula)
Lineage: Eukaryota; Viridiplantae; Streptophyta; Magnoliopsida; Brassicales; Brassicaceae
Source: the annotation of a GenBank genome assembly